Opisthorchis viverrini is the source of this 3637-nucleotide messenger RNA. RefSeq lists its product as hypothetical. The record is from RefSeq and is a predicted model, not a curated record. The coding region runs from base 304 to 3378 and encodes 1024 amino acids. Gene Ontology annotation, biological process: protein phosphorylation. The transcript is spliced from 16 exons. NCBI's taxonomy places the organism in Eukaryota, Metazoa, Platyhelminthes, Trematoda, Opisthorchiida, Opisthorchiidae. Gene Ontology annotation, molecular function: cGMP-dependent protein kinase activity; ATP binding.
CGGUUCCACAUUCAGAAGCGAUAAAGCUUCACUGUAUUUUUAUACUUACAGGAUGAUGCACCACUGCUUCUAGAUUUCAUGAACCUCACCCUGUUUGAACCCCUCAAUCCCCCCACAAAUGGACUGUUUGGAUGGUUCACCAAAAUAUCUGUUCUGUUUACUCGUCAUACGUCAACCAUUCAUUCAGUAGACUCUACAAAACUCACAAGGGUUUGAGACGCACCUGAAUCCUCGAUAUAUUUUCUCAAGGGCAUAUUGCUUCAGAAGUGUUCUUCCACAAACCACUGUAUUUGUUAUAGCAAAAUGUCGACAGACAAUCUUAAACAAUUGGUAGAAAAGCAGACUGCCGAGAUCGCCGCACUGAAAAGUGAGCUGUUGGCAAGAGACACCCGGAUUGCGGACCUGACAGGAUUAUUGGACAAAUAUCAGAGCGUAUUUUCCAGACAAACAAACCAGAUGAAUCUCAUUAGUGAUGGCCUUGGUGGAGGAACAACACCUUCCAUUAAGCCCAGAAAGCGUGGUAUCGGUAUAUCAGCAGAGCCGGAGGAUGCGUCGAAAAUCAUGACGCAUGAGUUGAAACGUUACCCAAAACCCAAUGAGGAUGAUCUUCAGUCGGCACUCUCACCUACUGAAUUCGAAUUACUAGAUACCAAAGCGAAGGAAGUGAAAUCAGCUCAAGGUAAACAAUGUAAGGACAGACAAAUACGUGAGUUCGAGAAAUUGCUUUCUACCACUCGCUGUUCUAGUAACACAGCAGAGAAGAAUAGACCCUUAAGUGAAGAGGAACGGUGUCUGUUAGAGAAAGGAUUGAAUUUUGCAGUAAGUAAAGGCGUUAUAAGGGCAGAAGAGAUCGUCCCUAGUGUUGAGUCUGUAUUCCAGAAGCUUCCUUCAAUGGAAGCGGAAAAAUUACGUGUAUUGUUGGUCACAGUCCUGAAGUCCCAGCAACCAGGGGUUCCAAAUAUUGCACCAGCUGAGCGAAGAGCCUUAAACACGUUAAAAAAUGUAGAUAGCAUAGUAAUUACAAAGGCAGAUAAAGGCAAGGCCACAGUCGUCAUGAAUAAGAGUGACUAUCUUCAUAAAGUUAGACAACACAUAGCUGAUGGUCCUUAUCGACAAAGUAGUAACGGAAAGAUCACGUCAAUUAUGAGUAGUAAGAGUAAAGUUGAAGUUGGGAAGUAUCUGAGAUCUGAGAUAAACCAUCUGGGGCAAGGCAAGUGGUAUCAAUUGUACCCAAAAAGUGCAAUCCAACCACGACUGUACGGGUUACCGAAAAUUCACAAGGAAGGUGUCUUCAUAAGCCCAAUAGUGGAUGGCAUAGGUUCACCACCAUAUCAGUUGGCCAGAUAUCUAGCAGGUAUCCUUAAACCACUUGCCGGAAAGUCACCCACACACAUCCAAGUAGCUGGGCUUCAGAUGGAGCCAGACGAAGUCCUGGCUAGUUUUGACGUCAAUUCGAUGUAUACCAACGUCCCUAGAGCGGACGCUGUGGAAGUGGCGAGAAGACUUUUACUGGCAGACACAAUGCUGAAGGAACGAACGCAACUCUCCGUAGACGAGAUAGUUGAAGGCAUAAAAGUAUGCCUAAACCUCAGUCAUUUUGUUUCUGACUCAGUUGUAUACACUCAAGAACAAGGUUUAGCGAUGGGAUCACCAAUAUCUCCGAUUUUGGCCAACAUUGUCCGAAAAAUUAUAAAGCAAGCAAUCAUGGAAAACGACUUCCUUAAUCACUUGGCACAAGAUCAAUUGAACAAUUUGAUUGACUGCAUGUACUUGAUUGCUCAUCGAGCCGGAGAAACCUUGAUCAACGAGGGCGACUUUGGAGAUUUGGUGUACGUACUUUUUGACGGAGUCCUGGAAAUUUGGAAGGAUGGAGUGAAAGUUCGAGACGUCAACAGAUGCACUGUACUUGGUGAACUAGCCGUCCUCUACAACUGUGAAAGGACAGCAACUGUAAAAGCGGCAACCGCCUGUCGGUUAUGGGCAAUUGACCGGAAAUCUUUCCAGACUAUACUCCGCAAAAAGAACAUCCAGAGGCUUCAAAGCAGAUUGGCUUUUUUGAGAAGUGUGCCAACGUUCCAUGACCUGCCCGAUACCACUUUGUCCCAAAUGGCCGAUCAGUUGACUGAGGUACGCUACGCACCAAAUGAAUACGUCAUCCGUCAGGGUGCCCGAGGUGACAACUUCUACAUUGUGUGUCAAGGGCAAGUGCAUGUAACCGUGCAAGAAGUUGAAAAAUCUGGUGAGAUCAACACGUCCACAAAGCCAAAGUUUAUUCGCACACUAGGACGUGGAGAGUGGUUUGGAGAAAUGGCACUGAAAGGUUCAUACAAUGCGCUGAUAGGAGAUUUGGAAGCGCUGCAACGUCACUAUGCUGAUUUGAAAAUCCGUCAAGUUUCGAAGCUCGAGGACCGCACUCGGUUUUCCCAUGUUCUUUUGGAAAACUUGAAGACUAUUGGGACAAUGGGCGUGGGUGGAUUUGGUCGAGUUGAAUUGGUAAAACUGAAUGAUAGCGACGGCCAGAGUUUUGCUCUGAAGAAAAUGAAGAAAAAUCAUAUUGUUCGAACAAAACAGCAGGAGCAUGUCAUUAACGAGAAAACGAUUCUUUUGGAGGUCAACUCGGAGUUCAUUGUCAAGCUAUGGAAGACCUUCAGGGAUUCGAAGUACGUCUAUCUACUAAUGGAGCCCUGCCUUGGUGGUGAACUCUGGACGCUACUACGUGAUCAAUUCUUCUUCAACGAGACAACAACUCAGUUCUAUGUGGCAUGUGUGGUGGAGGCAUUGGACUACCUGCACUCACUCAACAUAAUCUUCCGUGAUUUAAAGCCGGAGAAUCUUAUACUGGAUAAUGAAGGUUACUGCAAACUGACUGAUUUCGGAUUUGCCAAGCGAGUCCCCAGUGGAAGCAAAACGUGGACAUUCUGUGGCACACCUGAAUAUAUGGCACCCGAAGUAAUCUUGAAUAAAGGACAUGAUUCGGCUGUGGAUUUCUGGUCUUUAGGCAUCCUGAUUUAUGAACUUUUAACGGGCUUACCUCCAUUUGAUUCUCCCGAUGCAAUGAGGACGUACAACCUGAUUUUGAAAGGUUUGGAUGCCGUUGGCUUCCCACCAAAAGUUACAGGAAACGCACAAAAUUUAAUCAGGAAGUUGUGCAGAGACUCUUCAGUGGAACGUUUUGGUUACGGAAAGGGAGGCAUACGAGAAGUGGAGAAGCACGUCUGGUUUGAGGGUUUUGAUUGGAAAGGCCUUCAGAAACGUGUCCUUGAACCUCCUUACCGGAGACAAGUUGAUUCACAACAAGAUUUACGGAACUUUGACAAAUGUCCGGAAGAUAAAGGGGAACCUCCUGACGAACUUUCAGGCUGGGAUGCAAAUUUCUAACGGCUGGACGAUAACUGGGACUUUCCGGCACUCACUAACCAUUCCAAUCAGGUUUUAAGCAGAGUUUUCGUACAUGCUCAAUAUCGGCAGAUAUGACAUUCAGUUUCCGUUGGUCUUUGAGAAAACGCACCCACACGUGUGUAACUUACUUCGCCAGACCUCCUCACUUCUCAACACUCUUGCAUCCACGAGCGCCGACUUUGCUGUGGAAAUUUUGUGCCUUUUGUGAAAGUGAAAUUAUAAAAAAUAUAUACAUUUU